UUUAGCUUAUUGUAAAGAUCAAGAGUACAAAACUUUCAGUCGAUCUACAUUGUACAACAUUUUGAAAGUUUGCGUUGCUUCCCAGAAGAGGAACCUUCAUGGGCUUGACAACAUCACAGCUGAUGGCUUGAAAUCUGUUGAGGUGUUGGAAGGAAUCAUUUCAAAACUGGAAACAUUUGGAUUAUCAGAGGAAAGAGCUGAAGAAUUGAAAAGCAUGAUAGCAUCUCUAAAUCAACAUUUGAAAUUUGACAUCAAGGGUCAUCUGUCAACACAUUCCUCCUGUGUUAGUCACUGUACAACUUUCAGUCUUAGUGAUCCAAAAUGUGAAACGUUUCGUUCAAAGUGUGACCAUGAACAUGCAUCUGGAUGUGAAGAGUGUGAAAUUGUGGAUAAAACCCUGUGUGAAGUGGCAAGAGAAUUUGAUGAAUGUACAAUCAAGGAAUGCAUUCCAAAAGACACAAUGGAAGAGAUUGACUUUGAAAUCAAUCAAUCAAAAUUGAACAUUUUGUCAUGGAAAGCACACUGUGUAAGAACAGUACAUCAAGACCAAGCUAAGAAAAAUGUCUUGGAAGACUUGCAACCUAAUCAAGCAUUAGUGGUCAUGGAUUGGGCAAUGAAAUUCUUGCCCAUUAAGCACAGAGAAUCACAAAGUGAUUUCUUUGGGAAAAAAGGUAUAAGCUGGCAUCUUUCAUCUGUCAUUACUCGUGCUGCCUAUCCAGCUAUCGACCAGGAAAACCACUUAGCUGUCAAUACUUUUGUUCACAUCUUACAACUGGGAAACCAAGGGUGGUUUUCUGUGGCACACAUUAUCACUGACCUGUUGAAUCAGAUGCCAAGUUUUGCUCCCAAUGUGAGUGAGAUUAUUUUGAAGAGUGACAAUGCAGGGUGCUAUCACUGUUCGAGUUUGGUGUCUUACUUGCAACAUUUGAACCAGCUUUCUAGGAUCAAGAUCUUAGAAUACAAUUUUAGUGAGCCACAGUCUGGGAAGGACAUAUGUGAUGCCAAGACAGCCCAUUGCAAGAUGCACAUACUGAGAUUUUCAGGUGAAGGGCAUGAUGUUUUAACGCCAGAUGAUAUGGUAAUCGCCUUGAAUUCUAAUGGAGGAGUAAAGGGUGUUGUUACUUCAGUGGUGUCCAUUGAUCAGAGCCAGGAGAUGAGGAUGAAAACGAAAAUUCCAAAUAUAAGCCUGAUGAACAACAUAUCAUUUCAUCCUGAUGGGGUCACAUUUAGGAAGGCAUAUGGAAUCGGAAGGGGUUAUUUUUUACCAAGUUCCCAUUUCAAAGAUAAUGAACAAAUUCUUGGCUUUGAGGUACACACUCAAUUUCAUAGAACAGAUAGCUAUAUUCCAGGAUCUGUAAAACAUGAGCAGGACAAAACAGAAGCUGAUGAAGAGAUAAAUAAGGAAGAGGAGAUAGAUGGCACAAAGUCAGGAUUAUUUGCCUGUCCUGAGCAAGGAUGCAUGAAAGUUUAUAGGAAGCAAUGUUUGUUGGAGUGCCAUAUAUGUGUAGGCAACCAUCUGUACUGCAACACAGAAAAUACUCUUGAUAAGGUGAAGCAUUUGUGGGCUGAAAAAUGUAUUGCAGUGGAAAAGAACUUCAAGGUCUUGGUCAAGGGUACUUUGGGUGUUGCCGAAAACAUACCAGAAGGAUGGGCCCUUAAAACAGCAAAGGCUCAAAAGAGAUUCAGUGCCAAAGUCAAAGAAUUCCUCUACAGCAUGUACCUUGACUUUGAAAGAACAGGGAGAAGACCCAACUUUGACAAGAUCUCUGCUAACCUCAAAUAUCUGAGGAAUGAUAAUGGAUUGAAGCAUUUCAACAGAGAGGAGUGGUUAAGUUCAUCACAAAUCAAGAGCCUCUUAAUUUUGUAAAAUUAAGAUCAAAACCGUUAGAAAGUUCACGUAUCAAACUUGAUCCCAAUAUCAUGAAAGAUGAGGAUUUGGAAAAUGCUUUGGAAGACAUUGAAAAUGCUGAUGUUCAUGCAAAUAUAUAGGAUUUAUUAAAGGAAAUCGUGGAUCAACUUGAAUGAACUUUUAGGUUAAUGUUGUUUUUCAUACAUUUAAUGAAUGUAUGCAGCAAGCUUGAACGGUCAAAAUAUACCCAACAAAGAAAAAAACGCAUAUUGUUUUACUCAUCAAAGAAAUUUUGAAAAAGUAUAUGGAACGACUACCUUUUUUAUCAUUCCAUACCUGUGAUCUAUUUAAAGGAUAAGGUGGAGUUUUAAAACCCAAGUGUUGAUUAAUCAUGUUUAUGACAAUUUGAUUUUUAUAGCAACACACUCUAAAAUCAAUUUAAAAAAAGAAGGUUUAAACUGAAAACUUAGAUUUAUAUGUUAACCUGAAUAAUAUGCGUUUCUUUUUUUGUUGAGUAUAUAAAAACAAUCUAUGGGUUUUUUAUAUAUAUUAUCUUUCUAUCAAUAAAUAUACCAUGGCUAAGAUCAAGAUCCUCUGUAGAUUAGAAAAAUGCUUACAUUUUUGUACAACAUUACAUGUGAACUAGUGUGUAAGUGUGUGUGUGAAAGGGAGUGAGGGAGGGUGUAUGUGUUUCAGAUUAAUAAGCAAGUAUAAUGAAAUAUUUUCUGUAGUUGUACACUGAAUGAAAUUCUAUAUACAUGUAUUUGUGAAUUUGAAAGUAGCUAAAGAAUUGAAAAAAAUUAUUUGUAAAUGUUUUCAUAUAAAAUUUGAAAGUGUUGGCACAUUGUUUUAAGACACACUUAGAAUAUAUAAAAUUAGAGUUGAGAUAAUUUGUGUAUGCAUUCACUGAUUGAUAAGUGUUGGAAAAUUUUAAAAUUACUCUCUGAAUUUUUUUUUAUUUUCUUUGAAUAACAUUAUGUAACUUCCUAUAUCUCAACUGAACUCUUUGUAUGACUGAUAUAAUAUUGCCAAUCAAAAGUUCCUCAUAGAGCC
Saccostrea cuccullata (small rock oyster) is the source of this 2902-nucleotide messenger RNA. RefSeq lists its product as uncharacterized. The record is from RefSeq and is a predicted model, not a curated record. The transcript is spliced from 3 exons. Lineage: Eukaryota; Metazoa; Mollusca; Bivalvia; Ostreida; Ostreidae. Bases 215 to 1867 code for a protein of 550 amino acids.